AUGGCACAUAUUCAAAAGGCUACCUUCGCUGCUGGAUGUUUCUGGGGAGUUGAACAUAUUUUUAAAAAGAAUUUUGAUGUAAUUACUCGUGUUGGGUAUAUUGGUGGUAAAACUGAUAAACCUUCUUAUAAACAGGUAUGUAGUGGAAAUACAGGACACGCAGAAGCAGUACAGAUUGAAUAUGAUUCAACCAAAAUAUCAUAUGAGACACUAGUAGAAUUUUUCUACAAGACUCAUGAUCCAACAACUGCAAAUAGUCAAGGUCCAGAUGUUGGCAGUCAAUACCGGUCAGCGAUUUUUUAUUAUGAUGAUGACCAGAAAAAUGUAGCCAAAGAUGUAACACAGCGUCUCCAAGAAAAAUUGAAUGCUGCUAAAGAAAAAGCGGAUAAAGAAGCUAAAAAAAUAAUAAAUCCGCUAAAGUAUUCAGGCUUUAAAAUUGUCACGGAAAUUGUUGAGGCUGGUAGGUUUUUUGAUGCCGAAUCAUAUCAUCAACAAUAUCUUGAUAAAAAUCCUGGUGGUUACGAGUGCCCAACUCAUUUUGUAAGAUGGUGA
This is a messenger RNA of Entrophospora sp. SA101, 552 nucleotides long. The record is from the annotation of a GenBank genome assembly. NCBI's taxonomy places the organism in Eukaryota, Fungi, Glomeromycota, Glomeromycetes, Entrophosporales, Entrophosporaceae.